CGUACGUAUGUACAGAAACGACCAACUGGAUUCCGAAUAAGUGAAUAUUGCGGGCAUUGUUGAGUAAAAAAAAAUCGCUCGCGAGGUUUCCACGGUGGGGGAAUGAAAAAAGCGUGAGGGGGGUAAGGGUUAUCGAUCGUGCGGAAGGGUUGGAACAUCGGUAGCACAAGGGGUGAUAUUGCGACGCCGCAGCGCGGGACGCAAAUUCGAACAUUCGAGGCGCAUUCACUCGUGUGAAUAAAAGUGACAAGUGAAUAUUCCGCGAAAGGAUCAGACGUGCGAGGUUGUAUCGCUUUUUCAGCGCAUCCCGGGGGUCUUUGACACCGCCUGAGGUGCUAACGCCGAUAAAACGAGGAUAUAACAGCUGAGAAUUCACGAGAAUUGAGUUUUUAUGAAUAUUCCAUGCGAUAACCCCUCGAGUUUGAGCUGAACUGGAGGCGAUUGUCCGUCAAAUUGUCACUGGCCACUCGGUUUAUCGCUGGGGCGAGUUAAUACACCGCGGGGAGGGGGACUCUGAGAGAAUAUAGAGGGGAGUGCGUGGACAGCUGGCACAGCCGGUUCCAUCGUACGUUUCUCGUGUCCGGUGUCGUUACACCGUGACGGAUGAUAUAUGCAAAAGGGUGGGAGAGGCUUUUCGUAUAAUUUUUUUUGAUAUUUUCAUUGAGACAUGUAUAAGUUACUCAGGGGCUUGAGUCAGUAUCUCAAAUGGCAGGACAUCAAGACCGAUUCUAUGGUAUUUCGUAUGCACAAUACGUUUACCACCGUUUUACUACUCACGUGCUCGGUUGUUAUCACUGCUACUCAGUAUGUGGGUAAUCCUAUAUCCUGCAUUGUUGAAAACUCUCGUGUGACUCAUGUCAUCAAUACGUACUGCUGGAUCACUUCGACUUUCACUAUGCCGGAUGCUUUUAAUCGACAGAUUGGCACGGAGGUGGCGCAUCCCGGGGUGGCGAACGACCACGGAGACGUGGCGGCACGGAAAUACUACACCUACUAUCAGUGGGUCUGCUUUGUUCUCUUUUUCCAGGCGAUGUUCUGCUACUUUCCCCAAUGGCUCUGGAACAUCUGGGAGGGUGGCCUAGCAAGUACUCUAGUAAUGGGUCUAAACCACGGCCUAGAGUCCGAAGACACGAUAUCAAAGAAGAAGAACGUCCUAAUGGAUUACCUAGUGACUCACAUCAAGAGACACAACACGUACGUCUACCGGUACUUUGCAUGCGAAGCCAUGUGCCUGGUGAACAUAAUCGUUCAAUUAUACCUGAUGAAUCGUUUCUUCAACGGUGAAUUCCUGAGCUACGGCUGGCGUGUCCUCCAGUUCGCGGACGCACCCCAAGAGGAGAGAAUGGAUCCCAUGGUCUACGUAUUUCCCCGAGUUACGAAGUGUCUAUUCUACAAAUACGGUGCCUCCGGAACGAUACAGCAGCACGACAGCCUCUGCAUUCUCCCCUUGAACAUCGUCAACGAGAAGACGUACAUAUUCAUAUGGUUUUGGUUUGUCAUUCUGUCGAUGCUCCUCGUUGGGCUCAUGAUCUACCGCGCCGCCAUCAUCUUCGCGCCUGCUGUGCGACCGAGACUGCUGCAGCUGUCCACCGCGAGGAGACUGUCCAUCGACACUUGCAGGAACAUCACCAAGAAGAUUGAUCUUGGCGACUGGUGGAUCCUUUACGUGCUGUCGUCUAAUAUGGAUUCACUGGUCUACAGGGAUUUCCUCGAGGAAUUAACCAAGAAGGUCGGCAGCACGUCAGCACCCGUCAAUGCUUAGGAACAUUGACGCUCUAGAUCAUUCGAGUUAUCGGCCGGUGGAGGCAGCGCAAAUGGACAGUUUUUCUUUUUUUUUUUUAAGAGAGAUUUUGGGACAUAAUUCGGCGAGUUGAAUUAGUCGGCGUUGAACUUUGGAAACGAGCUCUUUUGGAUAUGUCAAGGAAGUCGACGUAAAACGAUAGUACUGAGGUCGAAGAUUUAAUUUGCGGAAUUUUUAAGGGGGUUCGAUGUGGAAUUUGUAAGUUUUAGGUAAAUUUAAACUCAAAAAAUGAGAAAAAUCGAGUUUCAAUUUUUUGCAAUGACAAUAUGUGACUUGAUUUGAUUUGAUUUGGAUUUUGGUUUUCUCACGUAAUGUAUCAACGAAAAAAAAUGUGAGUUUCAAUUUGAAUUACAAUUUCAAUUUUUGAUUUGUUCGAUUUUUUUUUCAGAAUU
This is a messenger RNA of Diachasma alloeum, 2193 nucleotides long. RefSeq names its product innexin inx1 (gene ogre). The transcript is spliced from 4 exons. The record is from RefSeq and is a predicted model, not a curated record. Gene Ontology annotation, molecular function: gap junction channel activity. NCBI's taxonomy places the organism in Eukaryota, Metazoa, Arthropoda, Insecta, Hymenoptera, Braconidae. Gene Ontology annotation, cellular component: plasma membrane; gap junction. Bases 668 to 1762 code for a protein of 364 amino acids.